AGCUCAUCGCUGCUUUGCAUUCGUGUCUGUCAAAAAGGAAACAGAUUUUGUGCACAGGAAAACGUAACUUUCCAAAUAAUAACAAAUUUGUCUCAUUUCCUCUUCAUUUCACUUCUGCAAGCAAAGUCAUUAGUUUCAGUUUAGUUACCUACUACGAAAUCAAUUUUAGUUAGAAAUAUGCGACCCCUAUUAAAAGCAAUUUUGUUCCUUCUGUUCGGGGUGUACCAGUCGCAAGCAAUCAUGUUUCGUUUGCAGCCGAAUAUGCAAAAAUGUCUCAAAGAUGACAUGCAGGGGAACCAGAUUGUGGCCGGUGAAUACGAGGUGAUGGGAGCUCCAGGACAAAAGGUUAAUUAUGUGGUACGAGACAGCAAGGGUCACAUUAUGUCCCAGAAAGAAGAUAUCAGUAAGGGAAAGUUUUCGUUUACUUCGGAGAUGUACGACACCUUCGAAAUUUGUUUUAUUUCCAAUGUUCCACCGACACAUCGUGGCGUGGAUCAGGAUGUAUCGCUCGAUAUAAAAAAGGGUAUCGAAACCAAAAGUUAUGAAGGUAUUGGCGAAGCAGCAAAACUGAAGCCACUGGAAGUCGAUCUUAAGCGUUUAGAGGACCUAUCCGACGCAAUUGUGCAAGAUUUUGCCUUGAUGCGAAAGCGCGAAGAAGAAAUGCGUGAUACCAACGAAAGCACCAACAGUCGUGUGCUGUUUUUCAGUAUCUUCAGCAUGUGCUGCCUGCUCGGUUUGGCAACGUGGCAGGUACUUUAUUUGAGAAGGUACUUCAUCGCCAAGAAGCUUAUCUAAGUUUUGUACUGAGAGACACAGAGGAGAAACACGAGCAACAAAUCCUGCAACGGGAAAAAAUUAGCUACUUGUGCGAGUAUGAAUGUGAGAAUGAUUCUGAUUUUCUGAAUGAAAUAAACAAGCAGACCACACGCUUCGGGUGCAUGAAUAAAUCAGUACGGAAUAAGCGAGAGUCUCAUGUCUGCCUAAAACUA
Messenger RNA from Malaya genurostris, 989 nucleotides. It is a transcript of the gene bai, whose product is annotated as transmembrane emp24 domain-containing protein bai. The transcript has 5 exons. NCBI's taxonomy places the organism in Eukaryota, Metazoa, Arthropoda, Insecta, Diptera, Culicidae. Gene Ontology annotation, biological process: intracellular protein transport; endoplasmic reticulum to Golgi vesicle-mediated transport; Golgi organization. Bases 178 to 795 code for a protein of 205 amino acids. The record is from RefSeq and is a predicted model, not a curated record. Gene Ontology annotation, cellular component: COPII-coated ER to Golgi transport vesicle; Golgi apparatus; endoplasmic reticulum-Golgi intermediate compartment.